Messenger RNA from Cuscuta campestris, 1072 nucleotides. NCBI's taxonomy places the organism in Eukaryota, Viridiplantae, Streptophyta, Magnoliopsida, Solanales, Convolvulaceae. The record is from the annotation of a GenBank genome assembly.
GCUUUUCUUCAUCUUCUCCACCGCAAAUCCCAUUCACAGCAGUCUAAACACUUUUUCUGUGUUUUUCCCCUACUGGGUUCGUCGAAACUCUCUGAAAUUUCAUGUCCAGAAUGGCGUUGAAAUCAAGCAAGCCGCCCCUCCCCUACAGAUCUCCAAUUCGUCUCCGGUCCCGCCCCGCUCUUCGGCCCACGACCAACACCGUUCUCACCCCUCCUUCAGUUUCUGUGACGAAAUCGGAGCGGCAGUGGGGGAUCCGACCCGAAUACGAAGCGAUCUCCGGCGAGCUCCGCGCGCUGGCGAUGAUGGUGGAUCAAGAAAUCGGGAAAGGCGGCGACUUUGGCAAGGAGAAUCGGGGCGACCCGACGAACCCGAGGAGCCCAUUGUUCGAGAGGGGAAAGUUGUACGAAGAGUACUCUGCGAGGAGGAACGAGAGGCUGAGGAAGAAGAAAGGUGGGCCCCCCGGGACGGAGGCAGAGGAGGAGAAGAUGAAGAAGGCGAGCUUUGGGCUCGGCGUGAGGGUAGAAUCGUCGGCAAUGAAGAGGGUUCAGAGCGGGAGGAAGACUGGUCCGGCGACCCCUGUUUCGAGGCGGAGGGAAGCUCCGGCGCCGGAGCAGACGCCGAGGUAUAUGCUGAGGAGCAUGACGGGGAAGGAUAAGAACAAGGCUUCUUUGGGUAGUGGCUUUAUGAGUGCCGGAGAGAAGAAUCAGAACAAGAAGAAGAAGAGUGGAGUUGGAAUGUCCAGCUGGAGGAACGUUUGAUUUCUUCUUCUUCUUCCAUUGGUUCUUUAUAAAAAAAAACUGUUAAUUCCUUAUUAUGGAGUCUAUGGUAGUUUGAAGAUUUCAUAUUUCUUUCUGUUAAUUUUGAUCACAUAGAAGAAGCUAAUAUGUCUCAUAGCUUUGGAUUUUAUGCAUUAUUAUGCCUACUGUGAAGAAGCUUUGCAUUAUUAUGCCUACUUUGAAGUUUGAACUGUGAAGGAGGCCUUUUUUAAGGCCUCUCUGUUUUUUUAUUUGUUGAAUAGUGUUGAAUGUGUUCUAAUAUGUACUAUUGUUCUCCAUAAAAGAGAAUGGGUAAC